UUUCGGUCGCGGCAAGCAGUGCAAAUGGUUUCACACAUCAUAUACAGAACAAAGAAACCAAGGCAUAAUUAAUUUAAUACAAGUUGAUAAAGAUGUUCAGUUCAUUAAGACUGGUUACGAUGCGCUCGCAUAAGAAUCGUGCUAGGCCAGGAAGUGUUGCUACAUCUGCAAGUUCCGAUUCAAGAACAGAAGAGACAUUAACACAGAUACAGUACCAUCCUCAUAACUUCCUAUUACUGGAUGAUCAAGAAGUGAAUAUUUUUGGCGCGUUGUCAUCGCUUUCUAGCGUCUCAUCAAAAGUUGCACAAGUGAAAGUGGAGCGCGAAGACGGUAGUCUCGGUGUAACUCUUCGUAGAGGAAUGUCGAGAGCAUUGGUAGUGACGGGGGUAAAAGCGGACGGUCCAGCCGCCAAAGAGGGUAGAGUCAGGCCCGGUGAUCGAUUACUGGCAGUAGACGAUACUGAAUUGAGGGGACUCACUUUAGCGGAGGCACAACACGCACUUAGAAGGAACUCGGACACACCGAUCGCAUCUCUCACAAUCGAGUAUGACGUCGCAAACAUGGAGGAGGCACGGACAGUCACUUCGGGUCCGUUGCUUGUUCAAUUGGAACGUGAUCUCUCAGGAGAGCUUGGUCUAACCGUAAGCGAGACAUCAAAUGGAGUCUACAUCGACAGUCUUCGUCCGGCGAGCACAGCGGAUCGGUGUGGUGCGUUACAGGCAGGUGAUCGGCUGUUAGCUGUGAAUGAUACACCUGUUCAGGAUGCAGUGACUGCCGCUAAGCUGCUUAGAAAUUCCGAAAGUUCUCGCAUUGCCAGAUUGCAGAUAUUACCACGACCCCCGAGCACAAGGACAGUCAAAAGAAAGACACAGUCAUUGACUCAACAAAACUCAAAUCAGAUUCUACAAAUGAAAGAGAACCUAACCGUUAUUCUUCGACCAGAUCAUCGAGGUUUUGGACUUGCGCUUAAAUUGGCCGAAGAUCGCAUGAAUUAUAUAGUAAGUUUGUUGGAAGCUGGCGGUCCAGCAGAACGAAGCGGCAUUCUUUUGCCUGGCGAUGAGGCUAUCGCAAUCAAUCGGAGAAUGUUAUGCGAUUUACAACCGUCUGAAGUAAUCAACAUAUUAGAGACGUCGCAAAUGAUCGAGUUAGUGAUAGAAUACAAAGUGGGUGGAUCGAUAGUGCCAAGUUCCGGAAUCUAUACGGUGAGAGUGGCUAGGCCAUUAGGCGGCCAGCCUGAUCUAGGUCUCACGGUAAAUGAGGAUCUAAUGAUCACAGAAGUCCGCCGAGGAUCACUCGCUUAUCGAACUGGCAGUUUAGCAUCAGGGGAUAGACUGCUUGCAAUAGAUGGGCAAACACUGGAUCCCGGAGACUUGAGACAAACCGCUCAAUUAUUGCAUCGACCUAGUGGAUCGGUGGUUGCUCUAACUAUUAGAAAACCAGAUCCUAAUACGGAAAUAAGGGGUUAUUGUAAAGAGCUCAAUAUUGGAAGUGAUACACUUCAGGCACAAUUUGCUAAUGGUGCGUUACGCUCAGGUAGAGAGAGUCUUCCGAGUAUAGACAGCGCGAUGGAUUCUUGGGGCGAAUUGGAAGAAAACAGCAGUACUAUACCGGAGAUAUUGAGACUUUGGGAUACCGCCUUUAUGGACAGCGGACAAUUAGAUUUGUCGAUACCAUCUUAUCCGAACACACAAGAGCGCAGCAAUGGUGCCAACAGCAGAUCCCAACAAAUAGUGCACGUAUCGCUUCAUAAGGAUCCAGUUUAUGAAGAUUUUGGUUUCUCGGUAUCGGAUGGUCUUUACGAACGAGGAGUUUACAUAAAUCGUUUGCGCCCCGGUGGACCAUGUGAUGGUAUAUUGCGACCAUAUGAUAGGAUUCUUCGAGUAAAUGAGGCCAGCACAGAGGAUUGCGAUUGUUGUUUGGCCGUUCCGCUCAUCGCAGCAGCCGGACCGCGUUUAGAUCUAACAAUAGCAAGACCCUUAUCUCCUAAAAAUAUUGUAAAAACUUUGUAGAUUGUGGUACAAUCAAUCGCUACCUGCAAUUGAAUCACAGUAUAUACAGUAGCGCAAUUCUCCCAAUUUUAUGUUGGUCAAAAUGGAGUGCGCAUGCGUGGAAUAAGUAAGUUGCUCUGUCUCAUUUUCUCCUUUAUUUCUCUCUCUCUCUCUCUCUCUCUCUCUAAAUAAGCAUUUCAACGUUCCAUUUAAAUGUUUGUUAUUAAACAUCGACGAGAUACUAUUAAAGAUAGUCAGCGCCUAUGGAAUUCGCGUGACUGUUAAAAUUUAAGUGAUGAUUAAAAUAAAAAAUUGAUAAUACUCCAAAUAGCAAAGCGUACCUCAGUAAAAUCGCACAAAUUUGUGAUUGCUUAUGAUGCUGGUAACUUGCCAUAGAUUUGUCUUCAACAAUUUCGAAUAUACCGACAUUUUAGCAACAUUCAGACAACAAUGUGUAUAUGUAUUACCAGCAGUUUAAUAGCAAGAUAGCUGCGUCAAUAUUAUCUUGCCUUGUCGGCAAUAUGACAGCAUUGUAUGAUACUGCAUAUUAUUACAACAACAUGAUGCCAAUAGUACGAACUUUGAUGUUGACGAUUUUAAAGUUGUCGGCGAAUUGCUGUCAAGUUGCUACUCAAUGUUAUAUCGUGAAGGCAUCAAGUUGCCAACAAAUAAUAAUUCAGUUGCUGCAAUUCUGGUAGCAACACAUACUUAUUAGCAAUACAUACUUAAGGACGUUCACCGGCUAAUCAAUUUCUAUACAAAAUGUUUCAAAUUUAGACUGUAUGCUAUUAAUAUCAUUAUUGAUACAUCCGCCAAAUUCCAGAAAACAUAGCGGUACCGAAUUCGAGUUAUUAAUUUUCAAAGUUGCAGCUUUUAACAUGUAAGGUAAAGCCCAAGCGUGCGCUCAAGUGACAUUUCAAUUCACAGCGAUUGUGAUAUGUAUACGAUUGUUCUAAAAAAAGUGGGAUAUGAUGCAGGACGAUGCUAGAAAUAAUAUAAAAAAGAACAGGAAUCCGUAGCGGUGCCGUUGUUGAGUUAUCGAGGUUCGAAGUGAUGUAUCCGACAGCACUUCGAAACAAGUCGCCGUAUGGAAGGAGAGUCGCCGCUGAGACGCGGCAACGCCGCGCCGCGCCGUGCGCGCAGCAGAUGUACGUAGCAACAUUAGCGCGGCUUUCUAUUUGGAUCGGAAAGGAAAACAAUUAUUCAAAAUUAUGCAUAUUGUGUACGCGUUGGUCGUCCUCUAACCUCACUAACGCACGCUUGACGCUACGCAGCUCCUGUCCGUGUCACUCUCUCUUUCACUCCUAUCCGCAACGUUGCCGGGUCUCCGCUUUUCUUUAAAAAACGCAGGCUAGUGUGCGUGUAUACAUACAAGACUUUAACUAUAUACCUCUGGACUGCUAACGGCAGC
This is a messenger RNA of Trachymyrmex cornetzi, 3399 nucleotides long. RefSeq names its product Glutamate receptor interacting protein (gene Grip). The record is from RefSeq and is a predicted model, not a curated record. The transcript has 6 exons. NCBI's taxonomy places the organism in Eukaryota, Metazoa, Arthropoda, Insecta, Hymenoptera, Formicidae. The coding region runs from base 93 to 2009 and encodes 638 amino acids. Gene Ontology annotation, biological process: neurotransmitter receptor transport, endosome to postsynaptic membrane. Gene Ontology annotation, molecular function: protein binding.